AUGUUUUGAGAUUAUUCUGGUUCGGAAGAGGUGUGUUGAGUGUUGUAGCUACGGAUAAGGUGGCAACAUUUCAUUUUACAUUCUUCUUGCAAAAUGAACACCUCUCCUCAAGGAUUUCUAAUUUAUUUAGGUUUUAGAACACACGUUCGAUCGUGAAAUUCCUGCGAAGCAAAUGAAAAAAGACCCAGAGCCAUUGCAGCUAGCCAUCAUCUGAAGAUUAGCUGGGGUUCUCACCCUCCUGUAAAUUAUUUCCCCUCGGAAUGUUUUCAAAAAAGCCUCAUGGGGAUGUCAAAAAAUCGACACAGAAAGUCUUGGAUCCAAAAAAGGAUGUCCUGACACGACUGAAACAUCUGCGGAUCGUUAUAGAGAACGCAGAGUCGGUGGACCUAAAGCACUUCUUCGACCAGAACUACUCCCACAUCUACUAUGUCUUCUUUGAGAACUUUGUCACCAUCGAGGUCAACCUAAAGCAGAAAGGUCACAAAUCGCAAAGGGAAGAGCUGGACUCCAUUCUUUUCAUAUUUGAGAAAAUCCUACAACUCCUUCCAGAACGUAUCCACCAGCGAUGGCAGUUUCACAGCAUUGGUCUCAUUCUGAAGAAGCUAUUGCACACUGGGAACUCGUUAAAGAUCCGUCGGGAGGGCGUGCGUCUGUUCCUGUUGUGGAUGCAGGCUCUGCAGACCAAUGCGUUGCGAGAGCAGCUGUGGAUCUUUGCCUGCCUGAUCCCCGGCUUCCCCCCGCCCCAGUCGGAGCUUGGCCCCCGCACCCUCGACAACCUCAUCAGCCCUCCCCUAUGCCUACAGGAGACCCAAGUGGGUCCCGAUGAGAUCACCCCGCUGGUGCCUCCCCAGUCUGGGGACAAGGCCCAGGAGGACCUGACCGGAUACUUCCUGGAGGCCACGCUGAAAUACAUGGUAAACCAGGCCAAGAGCCUGGAGUGGCGCUGUAAGGAGAACCAUGAGAGGGGCUUUGCGUUCCUCUUUGCCAACUUCAAGAAGUACUACCUGCCCCACAUCUUCCCCAACUUCUCCAAGGAGUGCAGCCUUUACAACCCCAUCCUGGAUGUUCCCCAAAUAAGACCAAAGCCUUACUACGUGGUGGUGAAGCGCGACCCGGAGUCCAACGAGGCGCUGUACUGCACCAAGGAGAGCUUCCUGAACGCCCGCGUCAUCUUCAUACGCUGGCUCGUCUCCUUCUGGCUCGAGCCCCGCGCCAACACCGGCCCGCACAUACCCGGCGUGGAGGGAGAGAACGUCCCCAAAAACAUCCAGAGGGCAGCAGCAGGCCUGGCUGCACGUAACCACGAGGACGGCAGCGGCGGCGGCGCCCGGGGUUUUGGCGGUUUAGGAGGAGGAGGAGGAGGGGGCCCCGACUCCCUGGACGGAGGCAUGGGCGGAGGAGGGGUGCUGGGCGGCGGCGGGGGCGAGCCGGAGCAGUCGCACUCCAACACCAGCACGCUGACGGAGCGCGAGCCCAGCUCCUCCAGCCUGUGCAGUGUAGACGAGGAGCACCUGACGGACAUCGAGGUGGUGCGCCGCGUCCUCUGCUCCUCGCGCACCAACGUCAACUUCAUCACCGAGAUCUUCCGGCAGGCCUUCCUGCUGCCCAUGUGUGAGGCGGCGGCCAUGCGCCGGGUGGUGCGCGUCUACCAGGAGUGGAUCUCCCUGGAGGACAAACCCGUCUUCAUGAGGGAGCCGCCCGACGACAACCACUCCGGCAGCAACAGCACUGACAAGGACGACGAGGAGCGUGUGCUGAAGGUGCCUGGUCACAGCAGGACUCCGAGCUGGUGCAGAGGCAGGGGAGGAGGCAGCAGCAGCGAGAGCGAUAUGCUGGAGUACAGCGUCCACGCUGGUGUGCAGGCCACACUGCAGGUGUUCAUCACCAACUCGUCGAACGUGUUCCUGCUGGAGCCGGCCAAUGAGUUGAAGACACUGCUCGAGGAGCACGUGGACAUGUGCAAGCGCGUCCUCAACAUCUACCGCAGCCUGGUCAUGCACGAGACCAUGGACCAGAAGACAUGGGAACAGAUCUUAUUGGUGUUGCUACGGGUGACGGAGUGUGUGAUGAAGAGACCCCCCUCUGUCACCUCCUCGGGCAAGAAGAACCCCACCCUCUCUGGCCGUCUAGCAGGGGCCAUUUUCCAGACCCUGAUAGUGGCGUGGAUCAAAGGGAACCUGAACGUGUACAUCUCGCGGGAGCUGUGGGACGACCUGCUGUCGGUGCUGUCCUCCCUCACCUGCUGGGAGGAGCUGGUCACCGAGUGGUCCCUCACCAUGGAGACCCUCACCAAGGUGCUGGCCCGACACCUGUACAGCCUGGACCUCAACGAGCUGCCCCUGGACAAGCUCAGCGAGCAGAAGCAGAAGAAGCACAAGGGCAAAGGUGGCGCCAGUGAGGGCCACAAGAUGGCGGUGGACCGCUCCUUCUCCAGGGGCUGGAGCCGUGACCCACCGGGCCAGGUCGCCAUGCGCCAACGCAGCGCCACCACAGCAGGGUCCCCUGGCAUCGAGAAGGCUCGCAGCAUCGUGCGACAGAAGACCGUGGCCCUGCGGAGCUGCUCCACGGGCGACAGCUUGUCGUUUAUCCGCAGCGCUAAAAGUGCUCCCGUCCUGAUCCAUCCUGUCCACCCCCUCCUGCCUGACUCUGUCCUCACCCCCCUAGCAGAUGAGCUCUCAGAUAUGGAAGAGCCUCCGUUGGCUCCCCGGGCGCCGCGUCUGCGUCACAGCUCCCAGAGCGAGGAGGCUGCCCCGGCAUCCCUCAGCUCCGAGGUGUUCGGCGUGUCGGUGGAACCCGACCUCACCCCUCCCGGUAGCACUGGCGGCGGCGGCGGCGGUAGCGGUAGCGGUAGCGCGACCGCAGUCCCCGUGCCAGGCCCCGUCAUCGCCGGCGGAGGUGGAGGCGGAGGUGGAGCCCCACUGCCGCCCCUCCCCCGCAGCUCCAGCGCCUCCGACAUCAUGGAGCCCUUCAUCGCCGAGCGCGCCAAAGGUGCCUGCCCCCCUCCUCCAGAUCCGCACCACCACCACCACCACCACCACCACCACCCUCCUCCUCCUCACUCCUCCUCCUCGUCCUCCAGCUGCCCCCCUUCCUCCUCAGCCACUAGCUCCUCGGUGCCCGCUGCCGCCCCCCAGUCGCCAGGCUUGGCGGGCGAGCCCAACCCUAACCCCGCACCACAGCCCCACCACCUCCACCACCACACCAACCACCACCCCCGUCCACCUUUCUCUUCCUCCUCUGCCUCCUCUUCCCCUUUACACAACCAACACCACCACCACCACCUCCUUCCACUGUCUUGCACCCCUCCGUUCGCACGAGCCACUGCCAACGCAGCAGCAGCCGCCGCUUCUGCUGCUGCUGCUGCUGGUGGUGUGGGCGCGGCCUCCUCCCCCGUUGCCGGGAGCGAAGCCAGUAACCAUGGCGGCCACCACGCCGGUCACCACAGCAACAGCAGCAGCCGGGAGCCGUCUCUGGACGCGGCCGAGCGGCACUUCAUCUACGAGCAGCUGCAGUGCCACCCGGCGCCGUCCUCCGCCCCGCCCUCGCUGCUCUCCUGCGACCCCCUCGCCACCGCCCAAUCGCAGCAGCAGCAGCAGCAAGCCCAGUGCAACAUGGGAAACGUAGUAGGUAUAGGUAUAGGAGUAGGAGAGGAUGACGAUCUCAUGAGUUCGCUCAGGGAGUAUUUCCCGCUGAGAGAUCAAAGUGGGGACGGGGACGCCUGGUCGAGCGAGGGCUUACUCAUGGGAGAUAGCGUCGAAGAGGCAGGGACGGAUAGAGUCAUAGUCGCCGGAGUGACGGAGGCAGGAGGCGUAGGAAGAGAGGGGGAUAGAGAGAGGCUUAGGACGGAGGACAGGCGCAGGGCCAGGGGCAGCGCCAGCUCGGCCGGGGACGGGGACGGGGACUCGGGCUCGGGCUCGGGGUCCGGCUCCACGGAGCGCAGCUUCUACGAGUGCCUGGAGCACUGCGACUGGACCAGCGCCACCAGAGGGUGCUGUAGCAGCCCGGCCUCCCAGCAGCAGCAGCAGCAGCAGCAGCAGAGCAGCCGAGAGCAAGGGGAGGGGGGCAAGAGGGAGACGGAGCUGAUUGAGAUGCAGGUGGAGGUGGAUGGGGUCGGGGAUGAGCAGGGCGGGGGUGGGGGUGGGGGUGGAGACGAGGGGGGUAGAUCUAGAGAGGCGUGUUUGCAGAGACAGAACGCCACCGAGGCGCCGGGGGGGGAGGGAGAGCCCAUCACGCAGCAGCCCCCUCCACACACGCACACUCACACACACGCACUCCACGUAGCACAGCAACCGCAACCGCAGCAGCCACAACAGCAGCUUCAGCAGCAAGCGCAGCAGCAGCAGACCCCGUCCCACCACCAGCACCACACCCACCACCUGCUCCCCUCCUCCCACUGGCUGGCCAGGGUGGGGCCCAAGAAGAGGGCCCGAGGAGGAGUGCCGGGAGCAGGUGGAGCGGGUGGUGGUGGUGGGGGAGAGGGUGAUGCAGGAGGAGCAGGAGGAGCAGGUGUUGUAGCUGCAGGAGGAGGUGCCGGAGGAGGUGGAGGUGGAGGAGGAUCAGUGCACGUGAGCUUCCAGCCGUCCACCGAGUCGGUGCAGUUCCACAACCCCCUGGACGCCAAGGAGGCGCCCUGGAAGACGCGUCUGAAACGCCUCAGCCACUUCAGCCACGGUAGCAGCAACUCCUCCUCCGCGGCAGCAGGUGGCGGCAGUCAGGUUUCCAACGAGUCGUCCGGUGGAGGUCCGAGACGCGGUAGGUUGGGCCGCUCGGCGCUCCGCCCGCGCGGCUCGCGUUCCCGCUCGCAGGAGGCCGGCUCCACCUGCAGUCCCUCUCGCCACCAGCACCACCCGCAGCUGCUGGGCGGCGUGUACAAGUCGGUGGUGCACGCGUUAUCCCAUAAGCCGCACAAGAGCCACCACGGUGGCGGUUCUUCUCCGCAGCGUCUGCAAAACAACCAACAGCAGCAGCAGCCGCAGCAGCAGGUGGCCAAGGUGCAGGGCAGCGCUGGAGACGCCCCACUGAGGGACCUGUACACUCACGUGAUGGGCUAUUUUGGAAGGAAGCCCCCAGCCAACAAGGAGGACGUGGCUCCUAAGCUGCGUCCGGUCUCCAGUGACGUGGGCAGCAGCAGCAACGCCAACUUCAGCGACCUGAUGGACGAGUUUAUCCAGGAGCGCCUCCGGGCACCCAGGGCCAACUCUGUGAGUCCACCAGACCAGGGCAUGACCCGUCGCGGCAGCAGCCCCGGCAGCCUGGAGAUCCCCAAGGACCUGCCCGAGCUGCUGACCCGCCAGGGGGCCACGCGGCCCGCCGAGGACCACGGCGUGCCCUCCGAGUGGACCUCGCCCGCCAGCGCCAGCGGCAGUGACCUCAUCAGCUCCGACAGCCAAUCGGAGUCCUUCAACGCCUUCCAGUACGACAGCAAGUUCGACAAUUUCAGCUUUAGUGGCGACGUGGCUGCCGGGUCGGUGGACAGGGACAGUCUGGGAGGGGCCAGUUUGGGCCAGACUGCGGAGGAGCAGGAGCUGUCCAGCCUUCACACACUCCACUUAGACUCAGAUACCAGCAGCCAGCAAGGCCUCUCUGUAGACACCGUCACCAUCACAGGUUCGGAGAGUGCCUCCCCCAUGCACUCCCUGGGUGGCUCGCGUUCCCAGACGCCCUCUCCGGCCACCCUGACUGCAGAGCACGCGGAGCACAAGGACCUGCACCUGGACCAGAAGCUGCACCACUCGGUACUGCAGACCCCCGACGACCUGGAAACGAGUGAGUUCCCCAACGAGGACUGCAGCGUGAUGGCGGGCGGCUCCCUGACGGGCUGGCAUGCGGACGUCGCCACGGUGAUGUGGCGGAGGAUGCUGGGUAUCCUGGGAGACGUCAACUCCAUCAAGGACCCCGAGAUACACGCCCAGGUGUUCGACUACCUGUGCGAGCUCUGGCAGAACCUGGCCAAGAUCAGAGACAAUCUGGGCAUCUCGUUGGACAACCAGUCGUCUCCUCCUCCCCCGGACCUGAUCCCGCCCCUCCGCAUCCUCACCCCCUGGCUAUUCAAGGCGACCAUGCUGACGGAGCGCUACAAGCAGGGCAAGCUGCACGCCUACAAGCUGAUCUGUAAGAUCAUGAAGAGGAGGCAGGACGUCUCGCCCAACUCCGACUUCCUCACACACUUCUACAACAUCAUGCACUGCGGCCUGCUGCACGUAGACCAGGACAUAGUGAACACCAUAAUAAAGCACUGUUCGCCGCGCUUCUUCUCCAUUGGUCUGCCGGGGGCCACCAUGCUGACACUGGACUUCAUCGUGGCGGCCAGCAGGGUCACCGCCUGCUCCUCCCUCAACGCUCCGCGAGUGGAGGCUCAGAUUCUGCUGGGCUCCCUUGUGUGCUUCCCUAACCUGUACGAGGAGCUUCCCGCCCUGCACCCCAACACAGCUGACGUGGUCUGGACCAAGUUCAGAGAUGUCAAGGAGCACAUCAUUAAACACAUUCUAAACUCUGCCAAAGAUGAACCUUCAGCUCCUGCCAGGUGUGUAGCUCUGUGCAGUCUGGGCCUGUGGCUGUGUGAGGAGCUGGUGCAUGGCACGCGGCAUCCCCAGAUCAAAGAGGCCCUCAACGUCAUCUGCGUCACCCUCAAGUUCCCAAAUAAGACUGUGGCCCUGGUUGCUGCGGAUAUUCUGCACCUGCUCAUCAACUACGUGGACCACUUGCAGAAGUUCCCUCCCGACACCCCAAAGAAAAUAGUGGAGAUCCUCAUAGCCACCAUCACCUACCUGCUGCCCACAACAGAGAACUCACCACACGAACCAGACAAGAGGUUGGUGGUGGCUCUGCUGCUGUGUCUGCUGGACUGGGUGAUGGCUCUGCCCCCCAAGACCCUGCUGCAGCCCAUCCAGACCCUCACGCCCGACAAGGACCGCACAGACAAGUCCGUACUCAGCUGCAUAUACAAGGUGCUGCAUGGGUGUGUGUAUGGGGCCCAGAGUUUCAGUAAUGCGCGCUACUUCCCCAUCAACCUGUCUGACCUCAGUAGUCCUGACUACGACCCCUUCCUGCUGCUGGAGAGCCUGAAGGAGCCGGAGCCCCUGCACUCGCCCGACUCGGAGCGCUCAUCCAAGCUGCAGCCUGUUACUGAGGUGCGUAGCCGCAUCCAGACGGGCCUGAUCUCGGUGGCCGCCCGCACGGUCAUCUCCCACCUGGUCAACCACCUGGGCCACUACCCGUCCAGCGGCGGCCCCGCCACGCUCACCUCGCACGUCUGCGAGAACCACGACAACCCCUACAGCGAGAGCCCCGACCUGGCGCCCGAGCUCUUCGAGGCGCCCAACCUGCAGUUCUUCGCCCUCAACAGCAACACGCUCCUCUCCUGCCUGCAGAUCCGCGCCGAGGACGGGCUGCCGGGUGGCGGCAUGUCGGCGGGCCUCACCACCACCAGCGCCUGCGUGCGCGUCAUCGUCCGCGACAUCUCGGGCAAGCACUCGUGGGACUCGGCCGUGCUGUACGGGCCGCCGCACUGCUGCUCCGCCGGGGCGCCCAAUCCGCCGCAGCAGCAGCCAGCUAGUCACCAAGGGCAUCAUGGGAACAACAACAACAACCCCAACGCCACACGCAACAACCCGUCACCAGGCCUCUAUAGAUCUGCCGGAGAGAGGCACCGAGGAGGAGAGGAGGACGAGAGGAGGGCGGAGAGGCGGCUGGAUGAAGAAGAGGAUGAGGACGAUGAGGAGGAGGAGGAGGAGGAAGAAGAGGAGGAAGAGGAGGAGGAGGAGUAUGAAGAUGUGCUGGAGGAGGCGCUGGUGGACGGAGAGCUGGAGGAGGCGCUGAGGAGGGCGGAGAGGGUGGGAGGAGACGCACCUCGCUGCGAAGGAGGAGGAGGAGGUGAAGACACGGAGGAGGAGCAGGAGAGGGCCAAGCGACAAGAGCGCCAGAGCAACUGCAGCAACAACAGCAACAACAACAAGAAGACGGACGGAGGAGGAGGUGGAGGAGAGGAGGAACAGCGGAACCGCAAAGAAGGAGGACAGGAAGACCAGACGGAUCACAGAGAGGUGGAGGUGAAAGCCGGAAAUGAAGCCGAUGGCGCUGCAAAUGAAGAUGAGGAUGACGAUGAUGACGACGAUGAGGAGGGUCUGCUGGGUCUGACGGGUCCCCGUGCCAAGCGGCGCUGCCGGGAGGCGGUGCCCCAGUGGGACGGCCUGCGCGAGGGGGAGGACGCCCUGGACGAGAUGCUCCAGUACCUGGGCGUCUCCAGCCCCGAGUGCCUGCAACGCGCCGGCGCGCCGCUCAACAUCCCCGCCCCGCCGCCCGCCUGCGUCUCGGAGAAGCAGGAGAACGACGUCAUUAACGCCAUCCUGAAGCAGUGCGCCGACGAGCGGGAGUUUGCGGCGCACCGGGGCAACGAGCUGAACAUGAGGGCCACGCGGCAGGGCCAGCCGGGGCCCCAGAGGCCCCAGAGUGCCUUCUACUACUGCCGCAUGCUGCUCAACAUCCUGGGCAUGAACUCCUGGGAGAAGAGGAGUAGCUUCCACCUGCUGAAGAAAAACGAGAAGCUACUGAGAGAACUGAAGAACCUGGACUCCAGACAGUGUCGCGAGACUCACAAGAUAGCCGUGUUCUACGUGGCGGAGGGCCAGGAGGACAAGCAUUCCAUCCUGUCCAACACCAGCGGCAGCCAGGCCUACGAGGACUUUGUGUCAGGGCUGGGCUGGGAGGUGAACCUGACGAGCCACUGUGGCUUCAUGGGCGGCCUCCAGAGGAACCGCAGCACGGGGCUCACCAUGCCCUACUUCGCCACCUCCACCGCCGAGGUCAUGUUCCACGUCUCCACACGCAUGCCCCCCGACUCGGACGACUCGCUCACCAAGAAGCUUCGUCACCUGGGUAACGACGAGGUGCACAUCGUGUGGUCGGAGCACUCUCGGGACUACCGGCGCGGCAUCAUCCCCACCGAGUUUGGAGACGUGCUCAUCGUCAUCUACCCCAUGAAGAACCACAUGUACAGCAUCCAGAUCAUCAAGAAGCCAGAGGUGCCGUUCUUUGGUCCGCUGUUUGACGGGGCCAUAGUGGACAGUAAGAUCCUGCCGACAGUGGUCAGAGCCACCGCCAUCAACGCCAGCCGCGCACUCAAGUCUCUCAUCCCCCUCUACCAGAACUUCUACGAGGAGCGUGCCCGCUACCUGUCGACCAUCGUGGAGCACCACCUGGAGCCAACCACCUUCGAGGAUUACGCCGCCCGCAUGUACUGCCCCGCCCCCCACCACCACGUCCCCUCCGACGCAGGCUCAUGCCACGAGACUCAGGGGGCCGAAAGCCCAGUGGUGGGGAUGGGAGCAGCAGCGGCGGCGGCGGGGGUGGCAGCGGUGGCCGGGGGCGACGGGAGCGACUCAGCCUCGCCAAUGUCCCCUCGUGCUAGCAAGAGCCGCAUGUCCAUGAAGCUGCGACGCUCCUCCGGCUCCGCCAACAAGACUUGAGGACCUCCGACCACCACCACCACCACCUCACCUUGACCUUUUGACCCCAGUGUCCUGGGCUUUGACCUUGACUGAGCGACUGAACCCCCACCCCCACACACACUCGUGCACAGUGGCACAGCCCCCCCUUCCCUCUUCCUCACUCACUGACUGUGCUCCAAUAGAUCCAGCUGCUGAUGCCUCUACUGCGCUCCUCCACGACCACCAUCACAGCACUCCUCUCCCACACACACACACACACAAUCACACACACACACUCCAGUGUUUGCGGAGAUGGCAGGACGUGGCCGACUCUCCUACCCGCCCUCCCAUCGGCGUCUUCGGUUCUCUUUUCCCUCCACCAAACAGUCACCGCCCCAGGAUUCACUGGACCAAAGUCAUGACCUUUACGCUUGUACUGUAAACACACCCCCCCCCCCCCCCCAACCAUGACCUCCUGACAUCCGUCAACCUGCCCGUGACCUUGGUUGAGCUCGGACCAGUGGACCGUAGCAUUAGCUGUGCCACCUUUUUAGCAUUAGGAAGCAUUCAAGUUUUGUCUGCUUUCCGCUUGCACAUCCACAGACACACACACACACACACACGUACACGGACAGUGCGCCCAUGCCACGGAUACUCCUGUGCCGACUGGACUUAACGAGAAGCAGAAGAGGAAGGGAGGGAGUGUGGGAGGACAGGACAGGACAGUGCCUAGACUCUGCUUGUGCCCAUGCCAAAACAUAAAAUAUAUAAAGAAACAAAAAAAUAUAUGAUAUGAUGAAUAAACGAAGAAAACCACACUCGCAUAAAUACAUGGGGGGGGAAACACCACCACACUUCUCUUGAACUCUCUGGACACAAAAAAAGUUGCUCCAGCUGGCACCCUUGGAGCCACUGGACAAGAUCAAGAAAAAGAGCUCGACACACGGGAACAAACAACCCUGCUCCAUAGCCUGACACUCCAGCUUUUGCAGCUCUGAUCCUUAGCACUCGUAGGGGAACACAGAGAUUUAAAAAAAAGAUCAUUUUUAAAAGAUGCAGAGACUUGAAAAGCGGUGAUGAGACGGAUGCCUGUCUCGUCUUUGAGCUCCUCAUCAUCACCUGGUCGUCAUGUUCACUCGUUUCCCGGCUUUGGCAUGAGAGAGAGAAAGUGUACCGGUUAUAUGAGAUGGCAAAAACAAAACAAAACAAAAACGAAAAGUCAUUUGAGAAAUAACACCAGUUUCCCUUAUGGUUACUAUUGUACCCAUCCUGGAAAAUGUUAUAGAAACCCACUCUGUAUACUGUAUACAUAUAUAUAUAUAUAUAUAUAUAUAUAUAUAAAUUUGUACUGUAGAAUUGAAGCUUGCUUUGUUUACAGUUUGCAAAGAUGCUGGCCAAUGUUUGGCAGUCUAGGGCCUUUAUGUUGUGGCUGAAUAACAUCGUGUUAUGUCUGAGGUAUGUUUGUGGAGGGAAUAAGAAAGCACUUCUUCCUGUUACAUGUAUUCCAUUUUUCUUUGUUUGUUUUUCUUACUUCUCUGUGAUUUUUUAGAUUUUAAUUGUUUUCACUACUGGUCACAUACGGUUAUGGUCAAUAUUGUUUUAUCAUUUGUCGCCUGAUGCAGAAUGUUACUGAAACAUUGUUACUAUAUAUAUAUAUAUUAUGUUCCCAACACCACUUCACCAGUAACAGUACACGUGUAUAUACUAUAAAUAUAAAUAUAUACAUAUUUAAUGUAUGUGUAUAGAGUAUGGACAGUAUUUGGUCUGUGUACAUAGAUAACAAUAUUUAAAUCAGUCCAAAUGAGCAGCAAGCCGAAACUCUAACUCUUACUCGGAGCCGUUGAGAACAUUUAAAUCUUUUUUUUCCAAAACAUUUUUUAAUAGUUUUCAAAAGAUGGCGAUUGUCAGACCAUGCUGUAAUGCAGCACGUUGCUAAGGUACCCACUGCUUUCCCUGUCCACUGGUCCAAUGCAUUAGCAUGAUAAGUCUCCUCCUCAAUGACCUGUUGUGGCCAAGCUUUUCUCAAUUUAUUGAUGCCUAGACACCAGGUCUGCCAAAGAGUUUGUUAAAUGUACAAUGUGCUGAAGUGUAAUUUAAAGAGGCAAAAUGAGACCAUGUGUGUAUAUGUAUGUAUGUAGCCAAUAAUUUCCAAGUCAUCAGCCGAUGUUUGGUAAAGCGCACAGUCUUGCAAAACCUCACUUUUCUCCCUGCGCAAUGCGUUAUGCCAGACUGGGAAAGCAGAGGGGUACACUGAACGAUCUUACAGCUGUUGUUUUUAUACUUGUUGGAAUCGCACCCUGUCGCCGAGUUUUGUUUUUGUCUACGGUUUUCUUUUUUUAUAUAAAGUUAUGAUUGAGAUCCCGGUGUCUUCGCCGAGUGGUAGGUGUUUCGACGGAGAAGAAAGGGAUAGCGUUGCUGACUGCAUUUUGACAAAAGUAUUGCUGCCCAUGCGUAAAAGCGCAACGGCUUUUGGCAUGUUUCCAGUUAAUUCCUUUUCGAGUCAUAUUCUGUUUUUUUGUCUCUCACUGAAUAUAUGUCCGAUUUUUAUACGAGGUCAAUCCAUAUGUUUGGACUGAGAGUAAUGUAUUUUCAGAUAAAGAGCUAUAUGCGAAAGUUUUAAGACAGUAAGGCCAAAUCCAGACUUAUAUUGCCGGCGAGCGACCUCUACCCUCCUUGCACGAGUUACUGAGACAGGUGCCUGUUGUUGUAAAACUGGGGGCGAAAACAAAAUAAACACAAAAAGAGAACUCUACCUUUGAAGGUUAUGAUGAUGUACGCUACUACUGAGCAAAGACUGCAUGAGUAUCGCCAGUACUAACCGCAUGUGUUGACAUAACAGCUUCACAACACCAGACACACGCACUCACCCGCACAUACGCCAGGCUGUAAAAUUGUCAUACUUGUAGUAGCCUAUCUAUACAAUAAUGGUUAUAAAAGAUGGAAAACUACGGAGAUGUGCAAUUGAACAUGGAAAUAAAGAUGUUCAUAUCACAGAC
Engraulis encrasicolus (European anchovy) is the source of this 12421-nucleotide messenger RNA. RefSeq names its product Ral GTPase activating protein catalytic subunit alpha 1 (gene ralgapa1). Gene Ontology annotation, cellular component: nucleus; cytoplasm. Gene Ontology annotation, molecular function: GTPase activator activity. The coding region runs from base 261 to 9464 and encodes 3067 amino acids. The transcript has 42 exons. The record is from RefSeq and is a predicted model, not a curated record. Lineage: Eukaryota; Metazoa; Chordata; Actinopteri; Clupeiformes; Engraulidae. Gene Ontology annotation, biological process: regulation of small GTPase mediated signal transduction; positive regulation of GTPase activity.